CUUAAAUGUGAGUUGUAUUUUUCAUUGAUUGCAUAUAAGACAUGCUUUAUUGACUUGUUCGCGAAGGAUCUGACCUAAUCGAAGUCAGGAAAUUACUUGGAGAGCACUCAAAGAACAGGAUGCUUAUGUCAAAGGUGGAGAAUCAAGAGUGAUGAAUUUUGAUUAGAUUCUGAUGCAUUCAUGGUAGCUCGGAUACUCUCAUACCUUAAACUUCCGACAGGCGAUUCCGUUAAGACGAGCGUUUUGUCGAAGAGAUGGGAAUUUCUCUGGCUAAUGGUUUCAAGUUUGGACUUAGACGUCAUCAACUUGUCUCGUGACGGCGGAGAAGCCUUGGCGAGGUUCAUGCACAUGUUUCUAGAGUUGAACCGUGGAUCAUCAUCAUGCCUAAAGCAUGACGACUCCAUGGACGACUGUAACAAAAGAGUCAUGGAGUGGAUAGCCGAAGUAGUCCACGGCGGAGUUCAACAUCUAGAUGUUGAUGCCAAAACGUGCGGGAUAAUUCAAUCUCAUCCAGAUAUAUAUAAGAGCACAAUGUGUUCACCUUCUGUAGAUUCCAUGCCUAAGUAUGUUUAUGUGAGCAAGACAGUGGUGUCUUUAAAGCUCGUAAAGGUAGGGCAUGAGGAUCCCAAGUUUGUUGUUUCUCUACCUAGUCUCAAGAUGAUGCAUCUAGAAAACAUUCUUUACAAGAAUCAUGGUGUUCUUUUGAUUAUAAAGAUGCUCCUCUCAGGCUCUCCUGUUCUUGAAGUUCUUACCUUGGAGUUUUCUGUUCCAGUUCUAACAAUGCCAAGGAGUAAUUUGGAUUUAGUGCAAGACUAUUUUUAUUCAUGUAAGCCAGGGGAAAUAGACCUUACUAAUGUGCCUCUGUGUAUGCAAUCGACGCUGAAGUAUGUUAAGAUCAACAAACUGAUAACGAAGGAGGAAAGUGGGAUUAAAGUAGUGAAUUACUUUCUUGAUAAUUCAGCAGUCCUCAAGAAACUGACACAUUCUUCUAUGGAGGAGAUUCAAGAGCCAGAGAGCUUCAUGAAGCUUCUUACAUCCACCAAGCUUUCUCGCAACUGCCAAGUUUUCAUUCAUUGACAUGCAAAUGAUGAUGCUGGUGAACACGUAAAGCUUUUUUCAUUGAACAAUAACAAUAGUGUAUUCUUG
Arabidopsis thaliana (thale cress) is the source of this 1146-nucleotide messenger RNA. RefSeq names its product FBD-like domain family protein. Lineage: Eukaryota; Viridiplantae; Streptophyta; Magnoliopsida; Brassicales; Brassicaceae. The record is from RefSeq and is marked reviewed. The transcript has 3 exons. Bases 181 to 1077 code for a protein of 298 amino acids.